Messenger RNA from Pogoniulus pusillus (Red-fronted tinkerbird), 2974 nucleotides. It is a transcript of the gene EIF2B4, whose product is annotated as eukaryotic translation initiation factor 2B subunit delta. Bases 205 to 1878 code for a protein of 557 amino acids. The record is from RefSeq and is a predicted model, not a curated record. The transcript has 13 exons. Lineage: Eukaryota; Metazoa; Chordata; Aves; Piciformes; Lybiidae.
GAAAGCCCCGUGCCGAGUGUCCGGGAGCGCUCCGGUGACGCCCCGCCGGCGCGCCUGGUGCUGGGAGCGGGGCGAGCCCGGGGAGGGGAGCCCGGGACAGUACUGGGAGCAGGAGCGCCCCCCCGCGCUCGGAGGGGGACGGCGGGGGCAGGACACUCCGGUAAAGGGAACGGCCCCCAGCACGGAGUGACGCCACCGGGCAUCAUGCGGAGCGCCGCUGACGUCACGACAGGGCUCGCAAAGCAGACUGGGUGGCACACGGCCCUCCGAGCCAGCAGGGGGCGCGGUGGGCAGGCGGCAGGUGUCAUGGCGGAGCGGGUCGCGCCGGGCGGUACGGGCCCCGAAGCAGCUGUGCCGGUUCCGGCGGGAUCGCAGGCCACGGAACUGUCCCGGGAGGAGAAGCUGCAGCUGCGGAAGGAGAAGAAGCAGCAGAAGAAGAAGAAGAAAAGCGAGAAGACAACCGAGCCCACGCAGCCCGGGACGCCCUCGGAGCCGGGACAGGCGGCAGAAGCUGCUCAACCCACGGCUCCCACAGCCUUGGCUGAUGGCCCCAACGACAGUGAGAAGCCCUCAGGAGGGAAGAGCAAAGCUGAGCUGCGAGCAGAGCGCCGGGCCAAGCAAGAGGCUGAGCGAGCCCAGAAGCAAGCCAAGAAAGCAGAGCAGAGCCAAGCAGCCACAGCAGCCAAGCCCAGGCUGAUGCCCACUGAGCCUCAAACUGUGGUGAAACGGCUGCCGGAGCACGUGCAGGUGGAUGACCCUGCUGCCCAGAGGAAGCUGGCCAAGAAGCUGGAGCGACAGCAGGUGCCUCUGAGGCAGGACUAUGGCACCAAGGUCAACCUGUUUUCCCACUUGCACCAGUACAGCCGGAAGAAGCCACUGACACAGCAGAUGAGCAUCCCCUCCACGGUCAUCCACCCAGCUGUCGUGCGCUUAGGCCUCCAGUACUCCCAGGGCAUCAUCAAUGGCUCCAAUGCCCGUUGCAUCGCUCUGCUGGAAGUCUUCAAACAGCUGAUCCGAGACUACUCAACUCCUCCCAAUGAGGAGCUGUCACGGGACCUGGUGGCCAAGCUGAAGCCACACAUCAGCUUCCUGAACCAGUGCCGGCCCCUUUCAGCCAGCAUGGGCAAUGCCAUUAAGUUCCUCAAGAAGGAGAUCUCCUCCCUGCCUGACACCCUGAGAGAGGAGGAGGCAAAGGAGAAGCUGCAGGACACUAUUGACAAAUAUCUGCGGGAGAAGAUCCUUUUGGCAGCUGAAGCCAUUUCAAGGUCUGCCUUUGAGAAGAUAAAUGACAACGAUGUGAUCCUGGUGUAUGGAUGCUCCUCCUUGGUGAACCGCACGCUGUGUGAUGCCCACGCGAAGAAGGGCCGAGCCUUUCGCGUGAUCGUGGUGGACAGCCGACCGCGACUGGAGGGCCGGGAGACGCUGCGCCGGCUGGUGCGGAAAGGCCUUCACUGCACCUACGUCAUGAUCAAUGCCAUCUCCUACGUGCUGCCCGAGGUCUCCAAAGUGCUGCUAGGAGCCCACGCGCUCCUGGCCAAUGGCUCUGUCAUGUCCCGGGUGGGGACAUCCCAGAUAGCACUGGUCUCCAAGGCCUACAAUGUGCCUGUCCUGGUGUGCUGUGAGACCUACAAGUUCUGUGAGAGAGUGCAGACAGACUCUUUCGUCUCCAACGAGCUGGAUGAUCCUGAUGACCUCAUCGUGCUCCGAAAGGGCCAGGCCCAGCUGGGUGGCUGGGCAGAGAACAAGUCCUUGCGCCUCCUCAACCUGGUCUAUGAUGUGACGCCGCCUGACCUGGUGGAUCUGGUCAUCACGGACUUGGGCAUGAUCCCCUGCACCUCGGUCCCUGUUGUCCUGCGUGUCAAAAGUGUGGAUCAAUAGUGGGAGUGGCUGCAUGGACAUUAAUAAACCGUGAUAGACUCUGUCUAACUUGUGUGGUAUGGCAGGAGUCCUGGUGCCCCUUUUACCCAAGGCUGAGCUCUUUGCCUGGGCUUGCUGGCAGUUCUGCCCAGCUCUGCCUGGGCCUUCUCCUGCUUCAGCUUGCAAAGGAGAAAUGAGCCCUUCCUCUGGGACCUGGGGGAAUUGGUGACACACUGCUAAUGGACCCUUGUUCUGGCUCCAGUUCUGGCACCGUCUUGAAUUGGGCUUGUGUGGGAGAGUCAGACAACUCUGACCCUGCAGUACUCAGCAGUCCUGAAAGAGAGACCCUCUUGAGCAGAGGCAGGGGACUCUGGUGUGGGGAGUCGUAGUGUUUUUGAGUGCAAAGGGACCUUUAAAGGUCAUCUACUCCAAUGCCAGCUGCAGAACGGGUCCUUCUGUCUCCUACUACCAGCCGUGCAGCCUCCCAGGUGCCAUCAGGGGAUAUGGAUGGGGCCGGAGGAGCCAGCUCCCUCCUGACCGUGAACCUCAAGCCGAGGCCUGCCCGCGUUAAACGGCCGGAGUCAGCCGUGCAUGGCUGAGAUGCUGCGGUCCAGCCGCUGCUCCGUGGGUGGGGCACCAAGGAUUAUCUAGGACCACUUGCCGGGAACCAAAAUUGCCCCAGCGCCUCCACUCCCACACUUCGGGGGCUGGGCCUUGUGGGCUCUGGGCGGGGCCAUGCAGAUUAGAGACCGCGCAGAAUGCUGGGAGCCGACCUGUCAGCCAAAAAACCGGGCACGGGCAAGGCGGCGGUGGCAGAGCAGAGGUGUCUACAAGACAGAGGUGUCAGGAUGCAGCAUGGUGGGGUGUGUGGGGUGUCUGAGUGGUGCAGGGGUAUCCGUGUCUUAAGACUGUGUGCGUCGGCAGGUGGUGCGGUGUUGUUGUGGGUAAUAGCAUACUUACCUGGCAGGGGAGACACCAUGAUCAGGCAGGUGGUUUUCCCAGGGCGAGGCUCAUCCUUUGCACUCCGGGUGUGCUGACCCCUGCGAUUUCCCCAAAUGCGGGAAACUCGACUGCAUAAUUUGUGGUAGUGGGGGACUGCGUUCGCGCUCUCCCCUGG